AUGAAAUAUCUUAUAAUACAACUCUUAUUCGUCAUUAUCAAUGCUUAUCAUCCGAUAGCUAUUCUAUAUAGAGGUACAGUGUGUGGUUGGGCUGAAACUACGACAGAUCAACCGAUUCUAUGCAAUGGAUUAGAUCCUCGACAUUCUUGUCCAAUAAACUAUACUCAACAAUCAUUUCAAGAAGGUGUAGCAUACUGUUACAAGACUAAUUCAACUAGUGAACCUCAAAAUGGUUUAAUAGGCACAAUUUGUGGUGGUCUAGCACGUAAUCCAUGUGGUGGAAUAAGUCCAGCUGUAGCAUGUCCACCUGGAUACAUACAAGAUUUUCGUCAUGUAUGCUAUAAAAAUAGUUCAAAAAUCGAAGAUCUCUCUGGAACAUUUUGUGGAAUAGUUAAUGAUGGUACUGGAGUGACAUGUGAUGGAGUGCAACUUGGAAAAUGUCCAAAAGGAUAUGUUGCAAUUAAUUAUGAUGAACAAAAAUGGCAUGCAUGUACUAAAGAGUAG
Molecule: messenger RNA, 504 nt
Organism: Adineta steineri
Lineage: Eukaryota; Metazoa; Rotifera; Eurotatoria; Adinetida; Adinetidae
Source: the annotation of a GenBank genome assembly